UUCUCUUCAUUAUCAUUCUCCAAAAUGCCAGCUCCAACAAACAGCCCUGAACGUGUCCGAGCCGUCUGGAGGUGGUGCCUAGCCACCGCCUUUAGGACAGGACUGGCAUGUACAAUUGUGGGUUGCCUGACCCUCUAUGGACCAGCCUCUAUUCACCAGCAAAUAGCCUUCCCUGCAUUCUCUUACGUGACUGUGAUACUUAUUGCGACUGAUGCAACUCUGGGUGAUACUCUUCAUGGUUGCUGGCUAGCACUCUACGCCUCAAUCCAGAGUCUGGGUCCUGCUCUGUUGACCAUGUGGUUGAUUGGCCCUGCUAAGUUCACUAGUGGCACCAUAUCCUUAGCAGUGGCUUUAGCUGCAUUUGUGGUGGCACUUCCUGAGUGGACUCAUUUGGUUGCUAAGAGAAUUGCUUUAGGUCAGAUUGUUAUUGUUUAUGUUAUAGCCUUUAUUAAAGGUGCGCAUACAGAGAGAAUCAUGCAUCCUUUGCAUGUGGCAGCCAGCACUGCCAUUGGAGUCUUAGCUUGUAUUCUUGCCUUGCUGCUGCCAUAUCCAAGAUUGGCCUGUUGGGAGGUGAAAGAAAAUUGUAAGCUGCUAGCAGAAAAUGCUUCAGAGAGGCUGAAGCUCUACGUGAAGGCAUUCUGUGAAAAAGACAGUGCAUUGGCCUCGUCGUCUAUCUCUCAGGCCAAGUCAUUGACCAUCUCUGGUGCCAAAUUUCUCCAAAGUAUUAAACGUUACCAAGGAAGCGUGAAAUGGGAGAGACUUCCAUUUAGGUUUCUGAGGCCUUAUUACAUGAAUCCUGGAAAGAAAUUGGCAGAACUAGAGUUAUCCUUGAAAGGGAUGGAAAUGGCUUUAACCAAUAUCUCGUCAUUUCCUGUGAGAAUGAUGGAAGGAAAGAGCAAAGAAGGCCUGCAAUUAUUAGAGGAGCAUAUCAGCCUGAUCUUUAAGCAAAUCAAGAAUUCCUCGCCUUGUGACCCUUUAACUUUUCCUGAAUCAAGUGCUGAAAAUAUAAUCGAGUCCCUCCAAACUCUUCACAUAACUCCAACGGAUGACCAAGAUUUAUGCUCUCUUUUCUUCUUGUUUUGCAUGAAACUCCUCCACUGCAAACCAUUGACAAAACCAAUCACUUCCAAACAAGAAAAUGAAGGCUCAAACAAUUCAAGUAAGCAAAAUGGUUUCUUUAAGAGCAUCAGGAGCAACUGGACCAUGAAUCUCAGCAGCAGAAGGCUUAUGCCAGCUUUCAAAUGUUCUCUUGCUUUGGGUCUUGCAAUCUUAUUUGGUUUGUUAUAUAGCAAGGAAAAUGGUUAUUGGUCAGGACUUCCAGUGGCCAUUAGCCUGGCCUCGGCAAGAGAGCCGACAUUCAAAGUUGCCAACGUUAAAGCACAAGGGACAGUUUUGGGAACCAUCUACGGAGUCGUAGGUUGCUUUGUCUUUGAAAGGUUCUUGCCAAUAAGAUUCUUGUCUCUUCUUCCUUGGUUCAUCGUCACCAGUUUUCUAAGGCGUAGCAAAAUGUAUGGCCAAGCUGGUGGAAUUUCUGCGGCCAUUGGUGCCGUACUAAUAUUGGGUAGGAAAAAUUUUGGUCCACCAAGUGAAUUUGCUAUAGCAAGAAUUACAGAAACCUUCAUUGGAUUAUCUUGCUCAAUUAUGGUGGAGCUACUGUUACAACCCACAAGAGCUGCCUCUCUAGCUAAAACUCAACUCACUAAAUGCUUGAGUUCAUUGUCUGCAUGCGUUGGCUCAAUGAGCCUUGAAGCCAACCAAGCCAUCUUGCUAGAGAAUCAAAGAAGACUAAAAUUGGAAGUUAGUGUGCUAGAGAAAUUCAUUGGAGAAGCUGAUGUGGAGCCCAACUUCUGGUUUUUGCCUUUUCAUAGUGCUUGCUUUGGUAAGAUUUUGGGGUCUUUAUCAAAGAUGGUGGAUCUCCUACUUUUUAGUGCUCAAUCAGUUGAAUUCCUCGAACAAGAAUCACAAAAAAUGGGAAUUUCUUGGAAAGAAUCUGCAAAUAAACUAGAGGGUGACCUUCAACUUUUCAAGGAAAUGGUUGGUUCAUUAAUAAAAUGUUUUGAGGAUCUCAGCUUGUUGAAAUCCCUGGCAUUUCUUGACAAGGAACUUGAAAACAGAAACAUCUGUUAUGAUCCUGAACUGGGGAAAUCACCAAAUCCAAAGAUUUUCAAGGUUUCUUCAAGUUCAGAUGAUGAAAAUGAGAUAGAGGGUAUCAUAAAAUCUUAUCUCAAACAUUCAAAGGAAGUUAUAGAUAAGUUCCAUGAUCAUGAUGAAGAUGAAGAGCAGAAGAGUGAAAUGAUUUUAAGCCUGGGAGCAAUGGGAUUUUGCUUGAUGAAUUUAAUAGAAGAGGCAAGAGAGAUUGAGAAGGGUAUCCAGGAACUUGUUCAGUGGGAAAACCCUGGAAAGGACAUAAAUUUGUACGAAAUUUCAUGUAAAGUUCGUGCUUUAUACAAUUGAAAAUUGUAACAAUUUAAAAUUAAUAUAUUACAAGGUAUAUAAAGUUCUUGAAUCACAUUUUCUCAA
This is a messenger RNA of Manihot esculenta (cassava), 2520 nucleotides long. RefSeq lists its product as uncharacterized. The coding region runs from base 25 to 2454 and encodes 809 amino acids. NCBI's taxonomy places the organism in Eukaryota, Viridiplantae, Streptophyta, Magnoliopsida, Malpighiales, Euphorbiaceae. Gene Ontology annotation, cellular component: plasma membrane. The record is from RefSeq and is a predicted model, not a curated record. Gene Ontology annotation, biological process: transmembrane transport. Gene Ontology annotation, molecular function: transmembrane transporter activity. The transcript is spliced from 3 exons.